GAACGGUAUUCUUCCCGCGAGCCAUUCGGAAUUGGAAGCGGAUGAUGGCCGAACGGCUCUCUUCGUCCGUGGCCCACUGCCUCCUCCCCGCCCCCAAUCUGCCGCGCGCCGCCGCCCUCCCCCACCGCCGGAGCCGCCUCUCUCCUUCCCGUUCUCUUCCGUCCGUCACUGCCCUCCUCCUCGCCUCUCCCCCGCUAGCAUCUCCUAUCCCCUGCCGAUUCCAGAGGCUGGCGGUUGGUGGCACUGGAAGGGUGAUGUCGGUGCCGUGCACGGAUACCGACCCGGCGCAGCUGAGAAGCGCGAGGGAGGACAUCAAGGAGCUUCUCAACAAAACCUUCUGUCAUCCUAUUUUGGUUCGUUUGGGAUGGCAUGAUGCUGGUACAUACAACAAAAAUAUUGAGGAGUGGCCAAAAUGUGGUGGAGCUAAUGGAAGCUUGCGAUUUGAAAUAGAACUGAAACAUGCAGCCAAUGCUGGUCUUGUAAAUGCUCUAAAGCUUAUUCAGCCCAUUAAGGACAAGUACCCAAACAUUACAUAUGCAGAUUUAUUCCAAUUAGCCAGUGCUACAGCAAUCGAGGAGGCUGGUGGGCCCCAAAUUCCUAUGAAAUAUGGAAGGCUAGAUGUUUCCGGGCCUGAACAGUGCCCAGAGGAGGGCAGACUUCCUGAUGCUGGCCCACGCUCACCUCCUGAUCAUCUUCGAGAUACAUUCUACAGGAUGGGCCUCAAUGACAAGGAGAUUGUGGCCCUAUCUGGUGCUCAUACACUGGGGCGGUCCAGACCAGAUCGUAGUGGUUGGGGAAAACCAGAAACUAAGUAUACAAAAGAUGGGCCCGGUGCACCUGGUGGGCAGUCAUGGACAGUGCAGUGGCUGAAGUUUGAUAAUAUUUACUUCAAAGAAAUCAAAGAACGAAAAGAUGAAGACUUGCUAGUUCUGCCGACAGAUGCAGCCCUAUUUGAAGACCCAAAUUUUAAGGUCUAUGCUACUAAAUAUGCAGAGGACCAGGAUGCAUUUUUCAAAGAUUAUGCUGAAGCUCAUGCUAAACUGAGCAAUUUAGGUGCCAAAUUUGAUCCUCCGGAGGGGAUAUCUAUAGCUGAUGAUUCAAAGCCUGUUACCGCAGCAGCAACUGCAGAGCCAUUUGUUGCAGCCAAGUAUUCUUAUGGAAAGAAGGAGCUCUCUGAGACAAUGAAGGCUAAGAUCAGGGCAGAGUACGAAGGAUUUGGCGGCAGUCCAGAUAAGCCUCUCAAUUCGAAUUACUUUCUAAAUAUCAUGAUCUUGAUCGCAGGAUUGGCCUUCGUGACAUCGCUAAUUGUAAACUGAGCGUUUCUUUUCUGCGUGUUGUGAAAGUGUAUUUAUAAAUAUUAAUCGACUGAGUUUAUUUCUAUUUGGAAUUGAAUAAAUUAAAAUAUGAUUAAACUGCUGAAAUGUGGAUAUGCCAUUGCGUUUCCUCAGGAUA
Zingiber officinale is the source of this 1452-nucleotide messenger RNA. RefSeq names its product probable L-ascorbate peroxidase 6, chloroplastic/mitochondrial. The coding region runs from base 42 to 1316 and encodes 424 amino acids. The record is from RefSeq and is a predicted model, not a curated record. Gene Ontology annotation, biological process: hydrogen peroxide catabolic process; response to reactive oxygen species; cellular response to oxidative stress. The transcript has 12 exons. Gene Ontology annotation, molecular function: peroxidase activity; heme binding. Lineage: Eukaryota; Viridiplantae; Streptophyta; Magnoliopsida; Zingiberales; Zingiberaceae.